This is a messenger RNA of Sycon ciliatum, 6455 nucleotides long. RefSeq lists its product as uncharacterized. Gene Ontology annotation, cellular component: plasma membrane. Gene Ontology annotation, molecular function: guanyl-nucleotide exchange factor activity. Bases 522 to 6314 code for a protein of 1930 amino acids. The record is from RefSeq and is a predicted model, not a curated record. The transcript has 5 exons. NCBI's taxonomy places the organism in Eukaryota, Metazoa, Porifera, Calcarea, Leucosolenida, Sycettidae. Gene Ontology annotation, biological process: Ras protein signal transduction; positive regulation of GTPase activity.
AUGUGCAGCAGUAGAUCACCUGGCAGCGGAGGUGAAAGUUCUCGUCAGGUCGAAAAAGUGACGGAACGGAACUACUGGCGUGUGUGAGCUGCGCUGUUUAGAGCAACUCCUAGCACUGAGUCCUAGGCUAGCUGCAGGCUUGGAGGAUCUGGCUCACUCUGCUACCUGUCGCACGCUUCAUUAUGCAAACGCGUGCAGCAUCGGAGUUCUAAGCAUUUGUCCUUGUGUGAGCAUCUAGACGCGAUUGCGUUUGUGCUGCGUUGUCGUGGUUCGAUUGGAACCAAACUCCCACAUGCACAUCGCUCGGGCGCUAGCGACAGAUAUUUGACUGGUGCGAGCGCUGCUCCUUGCAUUCCUCUGGUGAUGGUCGCUAGCUAUGUGCUGCUGAUCAUGGAUUUUGCCUAGUAUUAAGAAAGACGGAAGUCUUGUUGCUUCUCGGUGAACCUGCUGCAAUAGUGGACGUGUUCCAUAGUAGUGCCCUGUGCCUGGAGCAACGGCAGCACGAACAAGAGAUAAUAAUUAUGUCGUUUUCAGGCGUUCUUCGCGACGGCUACAGGCGUCGCCUUGAGUCGAAGGAUCGCUCCAACUCCUUUGUGGGAAGCUCCAGCUUGGUGUCGUCGGAAAUGGCACUGGGUGGAAAUAGUUCCUCCGGCGCGUUUCCAGAGAAAUACUGGAGCACGACAAGCAGUGUUCUGGAGAUGGCAUCGAGUUACAGUCGAAUGAUGCUGGAUCACCUGUCAAUGCACGAACUACGGCUGGACGAUGACGACGACGAUGACCCUGGCGAGGACGGAGCGACGGACUCGUCUUGCUCUCGUAGCGGCUCCGACGCUGAGAGCGUCGUCUACGUACGCCACCAGGGCCGCAACGGCACUGCUGGCUGGCGUGGGAGCUUAGCGUUGGGUGAUGGCGACGACGACGAUUGGGAGGAUUGUAGCGACACAGUGACGGAGAACGAGGACGAGGAUGACGAUGAAGAAGAAGAGGAGGAGGAAGACGCCGAGUAUGGUGACAAACUCAGGAGUCUGCUGAGAGAUGAGCCAGGUCUGAACGCCCGUAUUGCCUUGCUCACUGCUGAUCGCUUGAAUGCUGAACAGUCCGCAAGUAAUAUAGAGCACAUGCUUGAGCAACACGAACACGAGCAAGCGUUGGACAUCAGCGCCAUUAGCCCGGUGAACGGGGACGAUCACAGUGAGCCGGACGAGCACGCCUACGCCGAUGACCUGAGCCUAGGCGACCCGAACAAGUCGCCGGAGAAGUCCGCGGGCCUCUGGCCGGAGAGCGAGCACGCAGCUGCGACGGCGACACCUGCGGAGCGCAGGCCUAGGCGCUGGACGGAAGGCGCCAACGUGUUCGGUCGCGACCGGCCCAGGUCGCAGUCACAGCGCUCGCGUGUGGCGGCGGUAGCCAAGGCCGGUCUGUUCCGCCGCGACGACGUCCUGCGACGCAGCGAGACCGUGCGCCGUCACAUGGCCGUGAGCCGCUCCAGUCCCACGCCCGCCAUGCUACCAGUACAGCCGGGCGAUGCAGACGGCAGACACGAUCAGGCCACUAUCGGCCAAGACGUGGCAGUAGGAUCAGCAACAGCAGCCGUGACAACUCGACCUGCGAAAACUAGUGGUAGCGGCGAACAGAAACGCACCAGUGCAAUCCUGCCGGAGUGGGGUCGCUCCGUGCUAAGACGCAAGAGCAAGGCGAAGUUCGACGAUGCAGUCGAGAAUGACGAUGUGCCCGGAGAUCUCCUAAACACGUCGCCACCGUCGAAGAGCUCGGGCUUUGUUGCCAGGAAGUCCGCGGACAAACUGCAAGUGCGGGAUGCGUCGAAACGCCAGAGCUACCUGUGCGCCACCGAUCCUCAAAUGCUGCCGGAGAAGACGCACAAGAAGCCGUUCAAGGCGCUCAAGCAACUCUUCACCCCCAGACCCAGCUCGCCGCUCGCAAAGCCUGUCACGCCGAAGAAGAAAGCAGCGGCGCAAGCCGCGUCGUCGAGUAGCGGCGAUAUGGAGGCUGCGGUAGCUUCGUCGCCGUCGCCAUCACAGUCCUCACCUCGUCGACAAGGCCAAGCAAAGGCAAAGACGGUGCAGCUCGACAGGUUCAUGCAGAGAUCACUGCACGGCGAGCCCGUGCAGCACAGCACUCCCAGUCGCCAUGACGCCGACCAAUCACCGUCGACGUUAGUAGCGCGAGAAACGCCGCCGAUACCAGACGUGCGGUCAGUCAGCGCACCUCCAAUACGCAAUGUGCCGUCAGCUGACACACCGCCAGUAGUAGACGUGCCGUCAGCUGACACACCGCCGAUAGCAGACGUGUCUCCGCCACUUUCAUCUCCACGUGGAAAGCAGUGGGUAAGCGCGCAGCACUACUUUGUACAGACGCCACGGCGACCACUUCGACAACGCUCCUCGACUUCGUCCUCAGAUGACGAUGUCAGGAAGGGGGCCAGUCGCAUCAUGCAAACAUCACAGAAACCUCCCAGCGUUGAUGGUGGACGUGAGGUUGCCAAUCAUUCGGACACGCCGCGAACGCCUCUUCCUGCAGUGGUGCGGAACGAGACCACGCCGCCAGGGGAGGGGGCAAGUGGUGAGUUGAUGCGUGCCGAUCGUAGAGUGCCCAUAACCCCACAGUCCAGCCACAGUAAUCUGUACAGAACGCGCUUAGCUGCAGGGAACCGUGGCCGACAGUCUGCUACCAGUAUGCCAUCAUCGACCAGUGGAUCGCCAACACCAGGGGAUGAUUUAGCAGCAACGGGCACAGUUGACCAGGGUAACGAGCAGCAGCCGUCUCGUCACCGCAGAUUACUACCGGCUACGCCCGACACCGCUCCCUACACGCCACCGUGCGGCUUACAGCGAAUCAGUCUAUCGCAGACGAGUUCUCCGAAUGCGUCGGCCAACAACAGUUUGGACGUGCCAUCGACCCGACCGAGCGCUGCCAGAAAGUCCUGGUCGUCGCGCCCAGGCUCUCCGAUGUGGCUGGAGGAGGCUCGGACGGAGAGAAGCAACUCUCUGCCCGACCGGCCCAGCAUCAGGAUCGCGCAGCAAGACGCCGUGCUGCGACAGAGUGCUUCGCCGCAACGCCGAAAGCUGGCCGGACGGCGUAAUCGCCUGGCCGCGCAUGCUGCCAUGGACAGCGCAAAGUCAUCUCCGGCAGUGGCAACCUCUCCAACUCAACUAGCCGCCACAAAGUCCAAGUCUCUGACUUUGCCUACUUUUCACAAGAAUAAAACAACGACACUGACACGUGACAAGAAGGCGAAGAAAGGAAAGGGAGCUGCUGUGGAGUUGCUCUACGAACAAUGUCCAGUGAACGAGGAACCUCUGUGCGUGGAGCCUGCACCUGCACCGAUUCUACCGCUGUUUCGCGACAUCCUGCAGCUGGACGUUCGCCACAUUGCCGAGGAAUUGACGCUGAUCGACUCCGAGCUACUGAGGCAGAUCCGAGCGGAAGAGCUCGAAAAUUGUGCGUGGAUGGCAUCAGACAGGGAGGUGAGGGCACCGAAUAUCAUGCGCAUGGUUGAGGCGUUCAAUCGUGUGGCGCUAAUGACCACUACGAAAGUGCUGACGCCAAAGACCGCCGUGGAGCGUGCUGGCGUCAUAGCCUUCUUUGUCAAGGUGGCAGAAGAGUGCCUCAAACUGCACAACUUCAACUCGCUCAAGGCUAUCCUGGCAGGCUUGCAGUGUACGCCGAUGUUCCGACUCACCAAGACCUGGAAAGAAGUCAGCAACAACAAGAGCAAGAGGUUUGCCGAGCUGUCGGAGGUGAUGACGGAGAAGAACAACUACAUUAUCUAUCGGAAGUGCAUGGAUGACGCCAUGGAGUCACCUCCGUGUAUUCCUUUCCUUGGAGUCUUUCUCACGCAAGUCGUGCAGGUGGACGCGCUCAGCAAGCUGCAACACAAGCUGCGCAAUCGCAGCAUGCGCCGCAGCACCCGCCGAGCCUCGACCCGCAUGUCGCGUCGCAACAUCAAGCGCCCCAGCUCCCGCCAGCACCACCACCUCACACACAGUAGCAGCGCGCACGGCAGCAGUCGUGACCUGCGGCAGGCCUCGCGGCACUCCGGUCCCAAUACGCCGUCGCGCCUCACACCCAGCCUCACCGGCUCACAGCGGGACCUGCGUCGCAGAAGCAACUCGCGCUCGAGUGUGCGGCGCACGCGACACGUACACUCGGCGAGCGCCAUCAGCCACAAGAAGCUGCUGCACAAGGGUCUGCAUGUCAGUGAUAGGCCACGGCAGCGCACUCCGAUCUACGUCUCCGCCGAUAACGAUACGUUCGAUGUAGAUGCGCCUGCUAGUGACGGUCAAUUGGAUGGUGCUGCUAGUCCGUGGUAUGAAGACCCCAGUGACUUGGCUCCUGGCACAAUACGCAGCGCAGCAACAGUGAAUCACGCCGAUUCCGCUCUGCUCUCGGCGGGAACACCCCCGCAGAAUGGGUCGUCGUCACCAGCGUCGGCACAAGGGAGCAGAGGACACAGCUCAUCGGUCAGUACAGCUGGCACUUCUACGCCUGUGCCGUCCAGCCUGGAUGCCAGCGCAGCUAGAUCUGCAUCCCCGACAAGGGCAUGCUCUCCCAACCCGACCAUGCCCGUCCCACUGCCCCGGACCUCCAGGACGGGGCCGAUGGACUUGGGUGAGAAUGGCGAGGAUGACGAUGAUGACGAGUGGGAGGAUAUGAGCGACAGCAUAAUCAUCAGUCCUGAUUUCGACACUCCGAUACUACCGUCGACAAUGCCAUUGAGCCCUGUGCUCAUGCCAACGAUCCUGGCCACGGAAGAAACGGACAAUACAGGCACAGACGCGCCUGACUCUCCCGGUAAAGAUGAGCAUGCCUCGAUCAUGGCAGCUGAGGUUCCAUCAGAAGAACCCGGGAGAUCUACGAGGGAGGAGCGUGGCAGAGCAAGGGAGAAUCCUAGGGAGCAGGGCGAUGGCGGGGGCGGCGGCCAUAACGGUAUGAAGGAGCGCACGGAGAGCGGGGACCAGAGUAGCGAGACUAGCUUCCAGUCACCGACCUGCGAGGACAGUGCCUACUGCACGGGCAGCGAGCGCACCCAGCACUCGCGCAACAGCAGCAUGGACUCGCCGUUCCGACAUCGCACCGUCGCCUUGACGACCACGACGACGAUCACCGUCACCGACGGCAACACGACCAGCGAGCUGACGGCGACGUCGGCGACCGCGCAGCAGGCGACAUCGGACGUUGCCACGGAGACGGAGAAGCCGCGCUACCAGGAGCGUGCCAUCGACGUGACGUCCAGUCUUCUCGAUCUGUCCGUACAACAGCCGACCAGGCGACGCAGUGCUGGACUGGACAAGUUCACCGUGUCACGCCGCUCCAGCUCAAACUCAAACUCCGGCGUCACAUCGCCCACCAGCGGACGGGGGUUUCUGUACAGCCGCGAAGCGUCCGGAGAUGAAAGCCGGAGUACGUCCGCUCAGCGAGCACCGCUGGAACGCACGGCGUCGAGAGAGAGCACCGCCAGUGUCGCGUCCGGCAUGAACAAACACCAGUUACGGGAACAAACGGGCAGCAGCAGCGGUGGCGACAAGAAGAAAUCUCACCGUCGCAACUCCAGCCUGCAGCUGUUCACCAAGAGCGACUCAUCGUCGUCCACGUCCGUUCCGCCCUCGCCUCACUUUGCCCACGAUACCAAGCACAUGUCGUUGUCACGGCAACGCUCCUCGUAUCUUUCGGUUGCGCUGGCGAAACCGGCCAGUGACGAUAGUAGCGCUGAAACCUCACCAGCCAAGCGAGCAGCCGGUGAGGAUGAUGGCAAUGCUCAAGCCGAGUCCACCUCCGAGGCCAUACAUCAGCUACAGGUACCAGUGCCGCGCCGUCAGCUGGAGCGCCGCAAGACCGACUCCAGCAUCGUGGUCAACCCGCACGUCGGUGCGGCAGCGGGGAACGUGCAGCGGAGCGACGCGGAUCGGCCCGCGGCGCUCACAACCGCAAACAUUCUGUCCCGGGCGAACGCCCCGCGACUGCGCGAGCGCAUCAUCGCCAUUCUGACGCCGAAGUCUCGCAGCAAGGCACCACCGGUGCAGGCAAACAAACAUCAUCGCCGACCCAGCCUCAAACCCAAGGAUAACAAAGUAGCACCGACGUGUUUCUCCUCUCUGGAGUCGGAGCUGGAACGCUACAAAGUGGCGGCUGGCGAAUAUCACCACUGCAGUCGGCCAUGGGUUCGCUACACCAUCAACAAUGCGGCGUUCAAUACGGAGGAGGAGAACUACAAGCUCUCGUGGGAGCGAGAGGCGAAGACCGGUGCCAAGACGUCCUGGCUGACAAAGCUGAAUGUCGCUCGCAAGGCAGGCUAAGACACGCAGCAUCGGCCACAUGGAGUGCUGUUGCGGAUGGCUACGCGUGUUGUACCGUGCCCGGAAUUGAUACUUAUUAGCGGAGUCCAUUGCUAUUUGGUUGGGCUUGCCUGCCUUUCUACCGUCUGUUUUAUGCCCAAA